Molecule: messenger RNA, 1299 nt
Organism: Raphanus sativus (radish)
Lineage: Eukaryota; Viridiplantae; Streptophyta; Magnoliopsida; Brassicales; Brassicaceae
Product: probable transcriptional regulator SLK3
Exons: 6
Coding region: 1-1116 (371 amino acids)
Biological process (GO): positive regulation of transcription by RNA polymerase II; negative regulation of transcription by RNA polymerase II
Cellular component (GO): nucleus; transcription regulator complex
Source: RefSeq, a predicted model, not a curated record
AUGUCAUGUGUGUACUUGUAUUUCUGUGCCUUUACUUUAACGCCCAAUGAAGCAACUUCUUGUUUUGAAUCCGCAGAGGCAACUUUCGAUAUGCUUGCCAGACUAUUUGAAAUCAAAUACGCUAGUGGCGUCGUUGAUGAGCUCUUAUCUCUGGAAGGUCCACGAGAGUUCAGAGCUUCCAGUGGACUGAUGGUGUUACAAUAUAGAAACAUGGUUCAGACAACUGUAUAUGAGCAGUGUCGUGUUGUUCAUGAGGGCCCUCUUUUCAUCAUAUUCUCUCAAGAUUUUAAGAUACGGUACUGGGAGUUUUGUACUCGGGGUCAUGAAGAGUUUCUUCUCCGCAGACUUAUUGCUCCGAAGGUGAAGGAGUUGCUUGAGGUUGCACAGAAAUGCCAGAGCACGAUUUCGGAAAGUGGGUCAGAGGGAGUUUCUCAGCAGGAUUUACAAACAAACAGUAACAUGAUCUGGGGAGCAGGACGAAAUCUGGCAAGGGUCAUGGAACCAGAGUCUCUGAAUGAACAGGGCUAUCCGAAAAAAUAUGCCAGAGCUCUACAGAUAUCUGAAGUUGUCAAGAGCAUGAAUGAUCUGAUGGAUUUCACAGUGAAGCACAAAAUUGGCCCUAUAGAGGGGUUGAAACGGCUUUCGGAACAGGCAGAGACAAUUAAGCUCCAGAGACAGAAAAUGCAAGAGAUGGAGCAGUUGGGGAACAGUGGAGCUAUGAAUAUGUGGUCAGCUCAAGCUCAGAUGGACGGCCUUUCUACUGGCAACAACAAUAACUCCUACAAUCAUCACCAUCAUUGCUCAGCUCAAGCCGCUCCUGCUCUGACCAACAACAACAACCAAACCAUGCUUAUGGGGAGGCUAAAUGCUAUGAAUACGGGCGGACUAGAGGAGGGGUUCCCGAGUCAGCGUCCAACCACAAACUCAAACCAGAGUCCAUAUUGGUCUCAUCAGAGGCAGAACCUAGCAUCAGGUGAAUUUCUCAGCUCUCCCCAGAUGCAACAGGAGCAGCAGCAGCAUGGCAUUCCCAACACGCUUCAGCAGGCACAUUUGCCACCAGAAGAUGCCACAGAAAUACCUGACGAUUUCUCAGACGACAACUUCGGUGAUAACUAGGGUAAGCUUGUAGAACAGAACAUAGGCGUUGCUACUUUGAGUUUAACAAAGUGAAAAGGGUGUUGGUUUUAGGCUUAAUUCUUCUCAUUUAGGUUGGUUUGUUGGUGUUUUGUAUAGAAACCAAAGGAAGUUGUAACCUACACACACAUAGGCACUUUAGUAUCUUCUUCACACUGAUGUAAU